Hevea brasiliensis (rubber tree) is the source of this 1480-nucleotide messenger RNA. Its product is annotated as peroxidase 55. The transcript has 4 exons. The record is from RefSeq and is a predicted model, not a curated record. Bases 371 to 1348 code for a protein of 325 amino acids. Gene Ontology annotation, molecular function: heme binding; peroxidase activity. Gene Ontology annotation, biological process: response to oxidative stress; hydrogen peroxide catabolic process. NCBI's taxonomy places the organism in Eukaryota, Viridiplantae, Streptophyta, Magnoliopsida, Malpighiales, Euphorbiaceae.
UAUAGAUAGAUAACCAACAAACAAAUUCGUUCAACUUUCAAAAAAAUUCAUUAUUUAGAGCUCUCUUAAAUAUUGAGUUUUAAGUCUGUGUUAAUAAAAAAUUUGCGGCAUAUUUAUGUCAUAUAACCUCAUCUACAAAACUAAACAAGAUUAGAAAAGUUCAAGCUGUAUGUCAUUUUCCAAGUAAGUAAUUACAAUAUGGAAAGUGAGAUACGUUGAAGAUGAUUCUGUGGCUGUAUCUUAUUGGAUAGACGAUCCUGCAAGGAAAGACUAGUGCAACUGCAAACAAAAAAAUAGUUAAUGGUCACAGUUCAAGAGAAGGAGCGGAGACAGAAGAAAGAGAAAGAGAGGGGUGAAGUUUUAUAAGAAAAUGGAGGCAACGAGAGGAUUGCUGUUGUUGAUGGUGAUUAUCAUCAUGAUCACAAGGAGAGGAGAUGCACAACUAAUAGAGAACUUCUACAGCUCAAGUUGUCCAAACGUGGAAGCUAUAGUGAAACAGGCAGUGAGUACAAAGUUCAGCCAGACCUUCACUACAAUCCCAGCAACUCUGCGUUUAUUUUUCCAUGACUGUUUCAUUACGGGUUGUGAUGCCUCGAUCAUGGUUUCAUCACCAAAUGGAGAUGCAGAGAAAGAUGCACCAGAUAAUCUUUCUCUUGCAGGAGAUGGAUUUGACACCAUUGUAAAAGCAAAGCAAGCAGUGGAAGCUCAAUGUCCCAAUGUUGUGUCUUGUGCAGAUAUCAUGGCAAUUGCUGCAAGGGAUGUGGUAGUCCUGGCUGGAGGUCCUUCAUUCAGCGUAGAAUUGGGGCGUCGCGAUGGCUUAAUUUCUCAAUCAUCACUUGUGGCUGGAAAUCUACCUGAACCUAACUUCACUCUUUCUCAACUCAACACCAUUUUUGCCAAGAAUAACCUUAGCCAAAUUGACAUGAUUGCACUUUCAGGAGCACAUACAGUAGGAUUCUCUCAUUGCAACCGCUUUGCAAAUCGUCUCUAUUCCUUCUCUCCAUCCUCUCCUGUUGACCCUUCUCUAGAUCCUAACUAUGCCAAGCAAUUGAUGAAUGCCUGUCCUCAGAAUGUAGACCCUAGCAUAGCAGUAAACAUGGACCCAAUAACCCCUCAAAUCUUUGACAAUGUUUAUUAUCAAAAUCUGGUUGGUGGGAAGGGCUUGUUCACUUCAGAUGAGGUGCUCUUCACUGACCCUGCAUCUAAGCCUACUGUCACCGAUUUUGCAAAUAGCCCUGGCGAUUUUAAUGGAGCCUUUGUUACAGCCAUGAGAAAACUUGGUAGAGUGGGAGUUAAGACUAGCAACCAAGGACGGAUAAGGACAGAUUGCACAAACCUUAAUUCUUGAUACUUAAUUCAAUGGGUUGUUUCCGUUUACUUACAUAAAUAGAAAUUGGAUUAUAAAGAGACGUUCACAGAGUUUAUCUUCAAUUGCUAUGUAGCUAACCAAGAAAUUCAAGAUCAAUGUUUAUACAGUAAA